UGUUCCUUCAAGAAGUUUGGGUCCUCACCUUUAUCAAUGGUUUUAAUAUGUGGAACUCAACGAUUUAUUUACUUUGGAGCAGUGGCAAACGUGCAUAAAUUUAAAAACCUUGUCGAUAAAUCAUGUACAUUAGCUUUGUAAAAUUCUCCAAAUAGAAAUUCUGUAUAUGCAGCAGCAUCAGAAGGGAAUCGCGAAAUGGGUGGGAAAGAACAGGUUAAGAGAUCUCAGAUCCUUUCGUGUAAACUUGUCUCACUAUUUCUCCUUGUCUGUACAGCAUUCUUCUUCAUCUUCUCUGUUUCAGACACAUUGAAGAGAGAAAACCAUAUAGACGAUUGGAAUAAAAACAAACUAUAUGAAGUGGGUAAGACUAAUAGUGAUACCCCUAAACAAAAGCAGUUUGAAGGAUGGAAGGCUAAGGCAUGCAACUAUUCAGAUGGGAGGUGGGUUCAUGAUGCAGAGAUAAAAAUGAGGUAUAGUCACAAAUGUAAGGAGAUUUUCAAAGGAUGGAAUUGCAUAGCAAACAACAAAUCAAAUGGCAGGGAUAUUUUGCAGUGGCGUUGGCAGCCCCGGGGCUGUGACCUUCCUCGCUUCGAUCCCUUAUACUUCUUGGAACAUUUCAGGGACACCAGCAUUGGGUUUGUGGGAGAUUCGUUGAAUCGAAACAUGUUUGUUUCUCUUGUAUGCAUGCUCAAAGAAGCAUCCAACGAUGCUAGGAAGUGGCGCCCCGCACAUGCUGAUCGAGGAUAUACAUUUCUUCAGUACAAUGUGACAUUGGCAUACCAUCGUACAAAUCUCUUGGCACGCUAUGGCCGGUGGUCUGCAAAGAUUGAUGGUGGAGCCCUCGAACAACUGGGAUACAAAGAGGGUUUUAGAGUGGAUAUCGAUAUUCCAGAUGGAUCAUGGGCAGAGGCUCCUAGUUAUCAUAAUAUUCUGAUUUUGAACACAGGUCACUGGUGGUGGGCACCAGCAAAAUUUGACCCAGUGAAAUCACCUAUGUUAUUUUUUGAGAAGGGCCAGCCAAUAUUGCCCCCAAUAUCACCUGAAGAGGGUUUGGACAUGGUUCUACAUAACAUGAUAGACUUUGUCGAGAAAAAUAUGCCAAAGAAUGCACUAAAUGUUUUUCGGACACAAUCUCCCAGGCAUUUUGAAGGUGGUGAUUGGAAUGAAGGUGGCACAUGUCAGAGGACAAAACCUUUGCUACCUGAGGAGGUGGAAAAUAUCUUUGCAGUAAAAAACCACAGUCCAAAUGUAGAGGUGCGACUUGCAAACCGUCAUUUGCAGGAGGCAUUAAAAGAUUCAAGUUUUAAUCUUUUGAACAUCACAUUUAUGAGUGAAUUUAGAGCGGAUGCCCAUCCUUCAACAUCAGGGGGGAAAAAGCAUGAGGAUUGCAUGCACUGGUGCUUGCCAGGAAUAACAGAUUAUUGGAAUGAUCUAUUGAUGGAUACUCUUCUUAUGAAAAGAUGAGGUUCUCCCGAUGAUUUCCUUAUUUCUAUUCAUUAUAACAUUUUUUCAUUCUUUCCAAGUUCCACUUAGAUCCUCUCUUAUUCCGCGACUUGAUCAAUAUUAUGAUAUUUCCUUCUUUGUUUCCUGUUCUUAAGUUUCCAUUCUUGUUCACUGUAAAUAUGUGAGUGAGGUAUGUAACAAUGUGGUACGUCAUUUGAUAGGAAGCUUAUAAAUAGAUUUUCUUAUUUGUUUUUUGUUGGAAGCUUGUUAAUGAUGUUGUAGGCAGCGACUUUUCAGAGAUUUACAGUUUAAUUAAGGCUAGAUCACACCACCAAACAUUAGAUAUCAUGGCAUUGUAAUUCAGUAAGAAGAAUUCAAAUUGUACCUUAUUUGGGUACUAUUCCUAUUC
Molecule: messenger RNA, 1852 nt
Organism: Cryptomeria japonica (Japanese cedar)
Lineage: Eukaryota; Viridiplantae; Streptophyta; Pinopsida; Cupressales; Cupressaceae
Product: protein trichome birefringence-like 13
Exons: 6
Coding region: 196-1464 (422 amino acids)
Cellular component (GO): Golgi apparatus
Molecular function (GO): O-acetyltransferase activity
Source: RefSeq, a predicted model, not a curated record